Messenger RNA from Pelmatolapia mariae (spotted tilapia), 1112 nucleotides. RefSeq names its product myelin-oligodendrocyte glycoprotein-like. Gene Ontology annotation, molecular function: signaling receptor binding. Bases 14 to 700 code for a protein of 228 amino acids. The transcript has 5 exons. NCBI's taxonomy places the organism in Eukaryota, Metazoa, Chordata, Actinopteri, Cichliformes, Cichlidae. Gene Ontology annotation, cellular component: external side of plasma membrane. The record is from RefSeq and is a predicted model, not a curated record. Gene Ontology annotation, biological process: T cell receptor signaling pathway; regulation of cytokine production.
ACACUCACUGUAGAUGGAUGUAGCAGAGUUUAGGUUCAGUGUGUCUCUCUCAGCUUUAAAGCUCAUCUUUAUGCUGCUUUUCGGUCUCACACCCGUUGAAGGUCAGUUUCAUGUGGUCGGAUCACUUCAGGCUAUCGUGGCCGCUCCAGGUGAUGAUGUCAUCCUGCCGUGUCACGUGGAGCCAAAGUUUAAUGUGGCGAGGUUGACGUUGGAGUGGUCGAGGCCCGAUCGUCGUCCUGACCCCAACGACCGUCUGAGUCGAGUGGAAUAUGUUCAUCUUUACAGAGACGCCCGAGAGGUCCCCGACAUGAAAAUCCCAUCGUACAUCGGGAGGACGGCGUUGUUCACAGACGGCCUGAGAGAAGGAAACAUCUCACUAAGAAUCACUAAUGUGACACAAGAAGAUGAAGGAAGAUACAGAUGUUUCAUCCCAAAGUUAAAGAGUCAAACAAAGUCUUCAAUUGUUCAUCUGAUUGUUGCUGAAACUAUGACAACAGAGACACCACUGCAUCCUGAAACUCUCCAAACUCCUGAGCCGAUGGACGAGUUUCACAGUAAAGGUGCUUUGUCCCAUCGGAGCCGACUGAUCCCACUUGUGGUUUUCUGUGUUUUUAUUCUGCUCUGUGUCGCAGUCGCAGGACGCUGGUUCACUGAGUCAAAGCAUCGAAAAACAGAACUCGAGAAAGGACCUCCUAUCUAGGUGCCUUGCUCAUGGAACCACCUCUCUACUUUUAAGAUUAGGCGUAACACGUUCCCUUUUAAUAGCUAGGGCUUGAGACAUAGCUUUAUGACCUAGCUAGGGCUUGACAGCAAAGCUCUGCUGAGGGUGGUGAGAUCAGCACAGCGCAUCACCAGGACUGAACUGCCAGCCGUUGCAUGAGGAAGACGCAGCGGAUCCUCUCUGAUCCCAGCCACCCCAGCCACAGACUUUUCAAACUCCUGCCAUCCAGCAGGUGAUUCAGGGCCAUCCAGACCCGCACUACCAGAUACAGAGACAGUUUUUACACUCAAGCCAUCAGGCUUUUGAACUGCUGGCAUUCUAUACACAUCAUUACACACUCACUACAAUUACAGGACUUUACACACUGUCACUUCAACUAAUGCCACUUAAA